CUCAGCUCAUUGUCCGUGCACAUCGUUCCUGUUUCGUAUUAUCUACGAUUUUAUUUCCUUCCUAAGCUCCGGUGGUCUCUGUUCCGUUAGCUUUUGACGUCCUCGUGUCUGGGUUACCUUUACCGUGACUUGUUGUUCACUGUACGACAGACUUCACCAUUUUGUUAUCCAUUCCAGCUGGCAAUCAUUGUGUUCGGAACAAUCCUACGUUUUCUUUUUGAUCGCCAAUCUCCACCAACGACUCCCAAUUUAAAAUAAUACCAUGAACACUAGAGAGAGGACAACGGACAUUGCCGGCUGAAGUAAAAAUAUGUGAUUCGGAUUUAUCGCGUCUGCUAGAAUGCAUUCCACACAGAGGUGAUGUCGUUUUUACAUAAUGAAAGAAUCUGCUAAUGCAAUUAAUGUUCAAGAACCAGGGUCUAGUUCUGGAGCAGAAGAGCAAGAAGAAGAAUAUUCUGUUGAAAAAAUUUUAAACAAGCGUGUCAAAAAUGGUAAAUCUGAGUAUUAUUUAAAAUGGAAAAAUUAUUCUGAUGAAGACAACACUUGGGAACCUGAAGAAAAUCUUGAUUGUGAAGAAUUGAUUAGAGAAUAUGAAGAACAAGCAAGAUUAGAAAAAGAAGAAAAGAGAAAAAAACGUAAACGUACCUCAUCUAAUUCAACUAUCAUAAGCUGUGCAUCAUUGUCUGAUGCUAGUACGUCUAAAGAUCGUAAAAGAGAUACUACUCCUAAACGUAAGGUUGCUGCAGUAGAUAAGAUCGAUAAAGUUGACAAGUUUGACAAAGUUGAUAAAGUUGACAAAGCUGAUAAAAUAGACAAAGCUGAUAAAGUUGACAAGGCCAAUAAAUUAGGUAAAACUCACAAAUCUGACAAAUCUGACAAAGCUGAUGCAUCUGAUGAUUCAGCGGUUGAUGAAGAUGAUGCUAAAUCAGAUGAUGAUGAUGAUGAAACAGAAAGUUUGUAUACUGGUGGUGAAAUUGAUCCCACCAAAGUGCCUGAAAAAAUUAUUGGUGCUACUGAUUCAAGUGGCCAAUUGAUGUUUUUGUUGAAGUGGAAGGAUAUUGAAGAAGCUGAUUUAAUUCCGGCAAAACAUGCCAAUGAAAUGUGUCCACAAAUUGUUAUUAAGUUUUAUGAGGAAAGACUUACAUGGCAUGCUCCUGAAACCAAGAAUGGCAUUUAAACUGUAUUUAAGCUUAAUAAAGAGAAGUUACUCAAUCAUGAACUUUUUUCAAUUAUAAUUAUUAUUUGUAUAUGUCUUAUUAUUUUAUGGCAGUCGUGUUCUACAUAUGAAAAAUAUA
This is a messenger RNA of Sipha flava (yellow sugarcane aphid), 1295 nucleotides long. Its product is annotated as chromobox protein homolog 5-like. Bases 377 to 1177 code for a protein of 266 amino acids. Gene Ontology annotation, molecular function: chromatin binding. Gene Ontology annotation, biological process: chromatin organization; negative regulation of transcription by RNA polymerase II. NCBI's taxonomy places the organism in Eukaryota, Metazoa, Arthropoda, Insecta, Hemiptera, Aphididae. The transcript has 3 exons. The record is from RefSeq and is a predicted model, not a curated record. Gene Ontology annotation, cellular component: pericentric heterochromatin; nucleus.